Messenger RNA from Pieris brassicae (large cabbage white), 1485 nucleotides. RefSeq names its product carbonyl reductase [NADPH] 3-like. Lineage: Eukaryota; Metazoa; Arthropoda; Insecta; Lepidoptera; Pieridae. The transcript has a single exon. Gene Ontology annotation, molecular function: oxidoreductase activity. The record is from RefSeq and is a predicted model, not a curated record. Bases 552 to 1436 code for a protein of 294 amino acids.
GUAAAAAAUUGUUGCAAUGAGUCCUUUUAGGAACUUAAUUCCUUCACGUCUACCUAGCAACACAACAAGACCAUACAGAUCAUGUCACCAAAAAUAUUCUGAAUACGAGAUGAAUUUGAGCCGUGGCCUCCAAGUUAGUACAAAACACAUAACGACCAGAUAAUUUAUGGUUAUUGUCUUGAUAAUUGCCUAAUUCGUUUCGCUAUUAGAGUCGUGCUGCGACAUGUCUUGCAUUACAAUCGACACAAAGAAUCCGCCUCAGUGAAAAAUAUCUAAUAGCUGUACUAAAACUUGGGUUUCAUUAUGUAUUAAGUAAAGUCCAUGAUAAACACUUAUCCCACAGUAUGUGCUUGUAAUUUACGGUAAUAUGAAUAUUAAUUGUGAACUGCCGUAACGUUAUCAUACAUUCCUUUUACUUUUUCUGUAAUUAUUUUUGACACUCAUAUUUGUCAUUUACGUAAAGUAUAUACAAAAAAAAACAGCAUUUAGAGGUAUAAAAACUUAUUAAAUCAUAUGAAACCUUCAGUAAUAUUCCAUAUUUAGUCGCGAUAAUGGCUUCGAAAAUUGCCAUAGUAACUGGUGCAAAUAAAGGCCUUGGUUUUGGAAUUGUUAGAGAAUUAUGUAAAAGAAAUGUUGAAGUGGUUUACCUUACCUCAAGAGACAUACAACGCGGAAAAGAUGCAGUAACAAGUUUAGAAAAAGAAGGUUAUAAACCUAAGUUACACCAGCUUGACGUCACUGAUGAAGAUAGUGUCAAAACAUUUGCCGAUUUUGUGAAGGCAAACCAUGAUGGUCUAGAUAUUUUGAUAAAUAAUGCAGGCCUAUUUGAUGCGAACUACUAUAAAGUAAGCUAUGAAGAUGCCAAGAAAAUUAUAGAUGUCGACGUCCAUGGAAUAAUUUUAAUGCAGAAAUAUUUCUUUCCGCUACUAAGAGAUAAUGGUAGAGUUAUCAAUAUAUCCAGUGAUUGGGGACAUAUAAAAAAUAUUCAAAAUGCCGACUGGGUGAAACGCUUAACUAAAAAGGAUAUCAAAUUGGAGGAUGUCUGUGCCUUUGUUGAUUGGUUUUUGAAUUCUAUUAAAAACAAUACGCUAAAAAAGGAAGACUUUUUUGAAAACACCGUUAUGGCUUACAGAGUAGCGAAAGUUGCAGUGUCUGCACUAACUAGAGUGCAGCAAAAUGAGGUUAAUAGAGGUAUUUCAAUUAAUUCGGUUAACCCGGGGUAUGUUAAAACGAGUAUGUCCCACGGAAGUGGGGAUUUGACGGUGAGUGAAGCCAGUGUUACACCUGUGUUUGUAGCUCUUGAUAUUGAUCAGUCCGUCAAAGGGAAAUUUAUUUGGUACGACAAAACUGAAGUUGAUUGGGCAGAUCACAGUUUAAAUCUUGUAGUUCCAUUUGAAGACUUUGAACGAGCAUUGGCCGAAGUAAUUAAAUAUUAAAUCUUAUUGUUUUAGCUCAAUAAAAAUUAUUAUAUUUUUUCCUGCAUAA